AUGUCAGGUGCACAUGGCUCAAAGCGCAAGGGCAAAGCUGCCAUCCCCAAGCCAGCUAGGGGAUCAGGCCUGAAUCCAUCUGGUUUGCCAGCUGCUGAUCAACUAAAUCUUGAUGCAGAACAACCCCAAAUGGUGCCAUUCAACUUUGAUCCAUAUGGACAAUCUGUAGGAGGGUGGCAAGACACACAGCAACAGCUUUAUGGGAAUGCUGAAGGCCCGUCGUUUUGUCACAUGCAGGGCCAAGCACCCACACAAGGGCAGUUGCCAUAUGACCACACCCAAGGCUCAUUACCUUAUGGAGACGGAGAGGGUUCAAUGUCAUAUGGAGCGGGUCCAUCGUUGUUUGUUCACACACAGGGUUUGUCUUAUCAAGAUGGAGAGGGCACUUUGUAUGGAGAUGGAGAGGGUUCAGUGUCAUAUCGAACAGGCCCGUCGUCGUUCAGUCACGCACAGGGUUCAUCUUGUCGAGACAGUCAGAACAUAUCAGGUGAAGAAGGUUACGACUUCUACAACUACUUCAAGGACAUCUCAUUUGACUCAGGUCCAUCAUUUCCCAAUUUCCCUCCUGAUCACCCUGGACAAACGGUACCUGUGCCUCAGUGGAUUGAAGAGGCACCAGACGGAGGUACCAGUAUCACAGAUUGA
Messenger RNA from Suillus subaureus, 645 nucleotides. RefSeq lists its product as uncharacterized. The coding region runs from base 1 to 645 and encodes 214 amino acids. NCBI's taxonomy places the organism in Eukaryota, Fungi, Basidiomycota, Agaricomycetes, Boletales, Suillaceae. The transcript has 2 exons. The record is from RefSeq and is a predicted model, not a curated record.